Molecule: messenger RNA, 7345 nt
Organism: Symphalangus syndactylus (siamang)
Lineage: Eukaryota; Metazoa; Chordata; Mammalia; Primates; Hylobatidae
Gene: PTPRS
Product: protein tyrosine phosphatase receptor type S
Biological process (GO): protein dephosphorylation
Molecular function (GO): protein tyrosine phosphatase activity; protein binding
Source: RefSeq, a predicted model, not a curated record
GUGAGUGUCCUCGCGCCGCCCGCCCGGUAGCCCGGCCGGCGCGCGCACGCCGCGAGCCGCUGGCGCUCGGGCUCCGCUCGGAUCCCAUGCAACAGCCAGGAUGUGAAGCGGGGCAGAGCCGGGGGAGCCCAGCCCAGCCAGCCUCCAGACGCUGCCCCAUCUGACGCUCGGCUCGAGGCCUCUCUGUGAGGGACCAGGGGGGCCAUCCCCCUCCAGGACGGAGAUCGGAGGUCGCUGCCAAGCAUGGCGCCCACCUGGGGCCCCGGCAUGGUGUCUGUCGUUGGUCCCAUGGGCCUCCUUGUGGUCCUGCUCGUUGGAGGCUGCGCAGCAGAAGAGCCCCCCAGGUUUAUCAAAGAACCCAAGGACCAGAUCGGCGUGUCGGGGGGUGUGGCCUCUUUCGUGUGUCAGGCCACGGGCGACCCCAAGCCACGAGUGACCUGGAACAAGAAGGGCAAGAAGGUCAACUCUCAGCGCUUUGAGACGAUUGAGUUUGAUGAGAGUGCGGGGGCAGUGCUGAGGAUCCAGCCGCUGAGGACACCGCGGGAUGAAAAUGUGUACGAGUGUGUGGCCCAGAACUCGGUUGGGGAGAUCACAGUCCAUGCCAAGCUCACUGUCCUCCGAGAGGACCAGCUGCCCUCCGGCUUCCCCAACAUCGACAUGGGCCCGCAGUUGAAGGUGGUGGAGCGGACACGGACAGCCACCAUGCUCUGUGCGGCCAGCGGCAACCCUGACCCCGAGAUCACCUGGUUCAAGGACUUCCUGCCCGUGGAUCCUAGUGCCAGCAAUGGACGCAUCAAACAGCUGCGAUCGGAAACCUUUGAAAGCACUCCGAUUCGAGGAGCCCUGCAGAUUGAAAGCAGUGAGGAAACCGACCAGGGCAAAUAUGAGUGUGUGGCCACCAACAGUGCCGGUGUGCGCUACUCCUCACCUGCCAACCUCUACGUGCGAGAGCUUCGAGAAGUCCGCCGCGUGGCCCCACGCUUCUCCAUCCUGCCCAUGAGCCACGAGAUCAUGCCAGGGGGCAACGUGAACAUCACCUGCGUGGCCGUGGGCUCGCCCAUGCCGUACGUGAAGUGGAUGCAGGGGGCCGAGGACCUGACCCCCGAGGAUGACAUGCCUGUGGGUCGGAACGUGCUGGAACUCACAGACGUCAAGGACUCGGCCAACUACACCUGCGUGGCCAUGUCCAGCCUGGGCGUCAUCGAGGCGGUUGCUCAGAUCACGGUGAAAUCUCUCCCCAAAGCUCCCGGGACUCCCGUGGUGACCGAGAACACAGCCACCAGCAUCACCAUCACGUGGGACUCGGGCAACCCAGACCCUGUAUCCUAUUACGUCAUUGAAUAUAAAUCCAAGAGCCAGGACGGGCCGUAUCAGAUUAAAGAGGACAUCACCACGACGCGUUACAGCAUCGGCGGCCUCAGCCCCAACUCAGAGUACGAGAUCUGGGUGUCGGCCGUCAACUCCAUCGGCCAGGGGCCCCCCAGCGAGUCCGUGGUCACCCGCACGGGCGAGCAGGCCCCGGCCAGCGCGCCGCGAAACGUGCAAGCCCGGAUGCUCAGCGCCACCACCAUGAUCGUGCAGUGGGAGGAGCCAGUGGAGCCCAACGGCCUCAUCCGCGGCUACCGUGUCUACUACACCAUGGAGCCGGAGCACCCCGUGGGCAACUGGCAGAAGCACAACGUGGACGACAGCCUGCUAACCACCGUGGGCAGCCUGCUGGAGGAUGAGACCUACACCGUGCGGGUGCUCGCCUUCACCUCCGUCGGCGACGGGCCCCUCUCGGACCCCAUCCAGGUCAAGACGCAGCAGGGAGUGCCCGGCCAGCCCAUGAACCUGCGGGCCGAAGCCAGGUCGGAGACCAGCGUCACGCUGUCCUGGGGUCCCCCGCGGCAGGAGAGCAUCAUCAAGUACGAGCUCCUCUUCCGGGAAGGCGACCACGGCCGGGAGGUGGGAAGGACCUUCGACCCGACGACUUCCUACGUGGUGGAGGACCUGAAGCCCAACACGGAGUACGCCUUCCGCCUGGCGGCCCGCUCGCCGCAGGGCCUGGGCGCCUUCACCCCCGUGGUGCGGCAGCGCACGCUGCAGUCCAAACCGUCAGCCCCCCCUCAAGACGUUAAAUGUGUCAGCGUGCGCUCCACGGCCAUUUUGGUAAGUUGGCGCCCGCCGCCGCCGGAAACGCACAACGGGGCCCUGGUGGGCUACAGCGUCCGCUACCGACCGCUGGGCUCAGAGGACCCGGAACCCAAGGAGGUGAACGGCAUCCCCCCGACCACCACUCAGAUCCUGCUGGAGGCCUUGGAGAAGUGGACCCAGUACCGCAUCACGACUGUCGCUCACACAGAGGUGGGACCAGGGCCCGAGAGCUCGCCCGUGGUCGUCCGCACCGACGAGGAUGUGCCCAGCGCGCCGCCGCGGAAGGUGGAGGCGGAGGCGCUCAACGCCACGGCCAUCCGCGUGCUGUGGCGCUCGCCCGCGCCCGGCCGGCAGCACGGCCAGAUCCGCGGCUACCAGGUCCACUACGUGCGCAUGGAGGGCGCCGAGGCCCGCGGGCCGCCGCGCAUCAAGGACGUCAUGCUGGCCGAUGCCCAGUGGGAGACGGAUGACACGGCCGAAUAUGAGAUGGUCAUCACAAACCUGCAGCCUGAGACCGCGUACUCCAUCACGGUAGCCGCCUACACCAUGAAGGGCGAUGGCGCUCGCAGCAAACCCAAGGUGGUUGUGACCAAGGGAGCAGUGCUGGGCCGCCCAACCCUGUCGGUGCAGCAGACCCCCGAGGGCAGCCUGCUGGCACGCUGGGAGCCCCCGGCCGGCACCGCGGAGGACCAGGUGCUGGGCUACCGCCUGCAGUUUGGCCGCGAGGACUCGACGCCCCUGGCCACCCUGGAGUUCCCGCCCUCCGAGGACCGCUACACAGCAUCAGGCGUGCACAAGGGGGCCACGUAUGUGUUCCGGCUUGCGGCACGGAGCCGCGGCGGCCUGGGCGAGGAGGCAGCCGAGGUCCUGAGCAUCCCGGAGGACACGCCCCGUGGCCACCCGCAGAUCCUGGAGGCGGCCGGCAACGCCUCGGCCGGCACCGUCCUUCUCCGCUGGCUGCCACCCGUGCCAGCCGAGCGCAACGGGGCCAUCGUCAAAUACACGGUGGCCGUGCGGGAGGCUGGCGCCCUGGGCCCUGCCCGAGAGACUGAGCUGCCGGCAGCGGCUGAGCCGGGCGCAGAGAAUGCGCUCACGCUGCAGGGCCUGAAGCCCGACACGGCCUAUGACCUCCAAGUGCGAGCCCACACGCGCCGGGGCCCUGGCCCCUUCAGCCCCCCCGUCCGCUACCGGACGUUCCUGCGGGACCAAGUCUCACCCAAGAACUUCAAGGUGAAAAUGAUCAUGAAGACAUCAGUUCUGCUCAGCUGGGAGUUCCCUGACAACUACAACUCACCGACGCCCUACAAGAUCCAGUACAAUGGGCUCACACUGGAUGUGGAUGGCCGUACCACCAAGAAGCUCAUCACGCACCUCAAGCCCCACACCUUCUACAACUUUGUGCUGACCAAUCGCGGCAGCAGCCUGGGCGGCCUCCAGCAGACCGUCACUGCCUGGACUGCCUUCAACCUGCUCAAUGGCAAGCCCAGCGUCGCCCCCAAGCCUGAUGCCGACGGCUUCAUCAUGGUGUAUCUUCCUGACGGCCAGAGCCCCGUGCCUGUCCAGAGCUAUUUCAUUGUGAUGGUGCCACUGCGCAAGUCUCGUGGAGGCCAAUUCCUGACCCCGCUGGGUAGCCCAGAGGACAUGGAUCUGGAGGAGCUCAUCCAGGACAUCUCACGGCUACAGAGGCGCAGCCUGCGGCACUCACGUCAGCUGGAGGUGCCCCGGCCCUAUAUCGCAGCUCGCUUCUCUGUGCUGCCGCCCACGUUCCAUCCCGGCGACCAGAAGCAGUAUGGCGGCUUCGAUAACCGGGGCCUGGAGCCCGGCCACCGCUAUGUCCUCUUUGUGCUUGCUGUGCUUCAGAAGAGCGAGCCUACCUUUGCAGCCAGUCCCUUCUCAGACCCCUUCCAGCUGGAUAACCCGGAUCCCCAGCCCAUCGUGGAUGGCGAGGAGGGGCUUAUCUGGGUGAUCGGGCCUGUGCUGGCCGUGGUCUUCAUAAUCUGCAUUGUCAUUGCUAUCCUGCUCUACAAGAACAAACCUGACAGUAAACGCAAGGACUCAGAACCCCGCACCAAAUGCCUCCUGAACAAUGCCGACCUCGCCCCUCACCACCCCAAGGACCCUGUGGAAAUGAGACGCAUUAACUUCCAGACUCCAGAUUCAGGCCUCAGGAGCCCCCUCAGGGAGCCGGGGUUUCACUUUGAAAGCAUGCUCAGCCACCCGCCAAUCCCCAUCGCAGACAUGGCGGAGCAUACGGAGCGGCUCAAGGCCAACGACAGCCUCAAGCUCUCCCAGGAGUAUGAGUCCAUCGACCCUGGACAGCAGUUCACAUGGGAACAUUCCAACCUGGAAGUGAACAAGCCAAAGAACCGCUAUGCCAACGUCAUCGCCUAUGACCACUCCCGCGUCAUCCUCCAGCCCAUUGAAGGCAUCGUGGGCAGUGAUUACAUCAAUGCCAACUACGUGGACGGCUACCGGCGUCAGAACGCGUACAUUGCCACGCAGGGGCCGCUGCCUGAGACCUUUGGGGACUUCUGGCGUAUGGUGUGGGAGCAGCGGUCGGCCACCAUCGUCAUGAUGACGCGGCUGGAGGAGAAGUCACGGAUCAAGUGUGAUCAGUACUGGCCCAACAGAGGCACGGAGACCUACGGCUUCAUCCAGGUCACGUUGCUAGACACCAUCGAGCUGGCCACAUUCUGUGUCAGGACAUUCUCUCUGCACAAGAAUGGCUCCAGUGAGAAACGCGAGGUCCGCCAGUUCCAGUUUACGGCGUGGCCAGACCACGGUGUGCCCGAAUACCCAACGCCCUUCCUGGCUUUCCUGCGGAGAGUCAAGACCUGCAACCCGCCAGAUGCCGGCCCCGUCGUGGUUCACUGCAGUGCCGGUGUGGGCCGCACAGGCUGCUUUAUCGUCAUCGACGCCAUGCUUGAGCGGAUCAAGCCGGAGAAGACAGUCGAUGUCUAUGGCCACGUGACGCUCAUGAGGUCCCAGCGUAACUACAUGGUGCAGACGGAGGACCAGUACAGCUUCAUCCACGAGGCCCUGCUGGAGGCCGUGGGCUGUGGCAACACAGAAGUGCCCGCACGCAGCCUCUAUGCCUACAUCCAGAAGCUGGCCCAGGUGGAGCCUGGCGAGCACGUCACUGGCAUGGAACUCGAGUUCAAGCGGCUGGCUAACUCCAAGGCCCACACGUCACGCUUCAUCAGUGCCAAUCUGCCUUGUAACAAGUUCAAGAACCGCCUGGUGAACAUCAUGCCCUAUGAGAGCACACGGGUCUGUCUGCAGCCCAUCCGGGGUGUGGAGGGCUCUGACUACAUCAACGCCAGCUUCAUUGAUGGCUACAGGCAGCAGAAGGCCUACAUCGCGACACAGGGGCCGCUGGCGGAGACCACGGAAGACUUCUGGCGCAUGCUGUGGGAGAACAAUUCGACGAUCGUCGUCAUGCUGACCAAGCUGCGGGAGAUGGGCCGGGAGAAGUGUCACCAGUACUGGCCGGCCGAGCGCUCUGCCCGCUACCAGUACUUUGUGGUAGAUCCGAUGGCAGAAUACAACAUGCCUCAGUAUAUUCUGCGAGAGUUCAAGGUCACAGAUGCCCGGGAUGGCCAGUCCCGGACUGUCCGGCAGUUCCAGUUCACAGACUGGCCGGAACAGGGUGUGCCAAAGUCGGGGGAGGGCUUCAUCGACUUCAUUGGCCAAGUACAUAAGACCAAGGAGCAGUUUGGCCAGGACGGCCCCAUCUCUGUCCACUGCAGUGCCGGCGUGGGCAGGACGGGCGUCUUCAUCACGCUUAGCAUCGUGCUGGAGCGGAUGCGGUACGAAGGCGUGGUGGACAUCUUUCAGACGGUGAAGAUGCUACGAACCCAGCGGCCGGCCAUGGUGCAGACAGAGGAUGAGUACCAGUUCUGUUACCAGGCGGCACUGGAGUACCUCGGAAGCUUUGACCACUAUGCAACCUAAAGCCAUGGUCCCCCCCCCGGCCCGACACCACCGGCCCCGGAUGCCUCUGCCCCUCCCGGGCGGACCUCCUGAGGCCUGGACCCCCAGUGGGCAGGGCAGGAGGCGGCAGCAGCUGUGUUUCUGCACCAUUUCCGAGGACGACGCAGCCCCUCGAGCCCCCCGCCGGCCCCGGCCGCCCCAGCGACCUCCCUGGCACCGGCCGCCGCCUUCAAAUACUUGGCACAUUCCUCCUUUCCUUUCAAUUCCAAAACCAGAUUCCGGGGUGGGGGGGUGGGGGGACGGUGAGCAAAUAGGAGUGCUCCCCAGAACCAGAGGAGAGUGGGGCACAGACCACGGACGGACCCCUCGUCCUCCCCCAGCGGUGGUGGGGGAACCGGGGGGCUCCUCCCCGCUCUGCAGCCUGGGGACGCUGGGCUGGGACCAGAAUCCAGCUUUCUUUUAAAACUCUCAGUGUAACUGUAUCUCGUGACAUUUCGUUUUUUUAAAAUAAUAGUGUAUUUUUUUUUCCAUUUUUUUUUUUAAGAGAAACAAACAAAAGACUCACCAGUCGACGACUUUCAAAGAAAGACAACAACUUUGGCUUAUUCAUAUUCUGUUCAAAGACAGUCUAUUUUUUCACUGUAGAAAGCGUCCUUGUGUGAUAGUUACGUUCGCAAACGCGCACGCCGGGCCUACAGCUGUACCUUGGCUUGCUUUUUUUUUUUUUUUUUUUUUUUUUUAAUUUUUCCUACCAUCAGAAAGUGUGCUUUGCUCACAGAAGAAUGAGAUGUCCUUUUUUCUUUCUUGGCUUUUGUUUCAUUUUUAUAAAUUAAAUUUUCAGACAUAUCAAAUACAGUUCUGAGGGUAGGGUCAUGGGGGAACUCGGACCCAGUGGCGUUGGGUGUGGUUGAGGGGGACGCUGCUGUAAGAGGAGAGAGAUGACAGUGGUCCUCCCUCCUCUGAGAGCCUGAGCUGUCUCCCCGUCUCCCGCCCCAAGGAGACAGGAUCCUACUUCUUCGGGGACGGUGGCUGUAUGGCUGUACUGCCCCACAUCAGAGACCCUUUCCCCCUGGGACUAUGGGGCAGUUUGGGAGCAAAACCAGAAGGACGGGACCCCCUCUACCCACCCACCCUGAGCAAGUGAGUUGUUCCUCUUUGUACAAGGGCAGAUCUGCGGUUACUUUCAACACUGUUUAUUCCAGCGGAACAGCCGGGUGGUUUUCCCACCCCCAUGUAUGUAGAUAUAUCGACUUUGUAUUAAAGGAAGAUCGUCUGA